Molecule: messenger RNA, 1936 nt
Organism: Myotis davidii
Lineage: Eukaryota; Metazoa; Chordata; Mammalia; Chiroptera; Vespertilionidae
Gene: PALS2
Product: membrane protein, palmitoylated 6
Exons: 12
Coding region: 3-1664 (553 amino acids)
Cellular component (GO): plasma membrane; cell-cell junction
Molecular function (GO): protein binding
Source: RefSeq, a predicted model, not a curated record
AAAUGCAGCAAGUGUUGGAUAACCUUACGGAGCUGCCCUCAUCUACGGGAGCAGAAGAGAUAGACCUAAUUUUCCUCAAGGGGAUUAUGGAGAAUCCAAUCGUAAAAUCACUUGCUAAGGCUCAUGAGAGACUAGAAGAUUCAAAACUAGAAGCUGUCAGUGACAAUAACUUGGAAUUAGUCAAUGAAAUUCUUGAAGAUAUCACUCCUCUAAUCAGUGUGGAUGAGAAUGUGGCAGAACUGGUUGGUAUACUCAAAGAGCCCCACUUCCAGUCACUCUUGGAAGCCCAUGAUAUUGUGGCAUCAAAGUGUUAUGACUCACCUCCAUCAAGCCCGGAAAUGAAUAAUUCUGUUAACAAUCAGUUAUUACCAGUCGAUGCCAUCCGUAUUCUUGGUAUUCACAAAAGAGCGGGGGAGCCAUUGGGUGUAACCUUCAGGGUUGAAAACAAUGACCUGGUAAUCGCCCGAAUCCUUCAUGGAGGCAUGAUAGAUCGACAAGGUCUGCUCCACGUGGGAGAUAUCAUUAAAGAAGUCAAUGGCCACGAGGUUGGAAACAAUCCAAAGGAAUUACAAGAGUUACUGAAAAAUAUUAGUGGAAGUGUCACCCUAAAAAUCUUACCAAGCUAUAGAGAUUCCAUUAUUCCUCAACAGAGUGGCAUCAGUAUGGAGAGGCAUCCAGCCCACGUCCGUCAGGUAUUUGUGAAAUGUCAUUUUGAUUAUAAUCCAUACAACGAUAACCUGAUUCCCUGCAAAGAAGCAGGAUUGAAGUUUUCAAAAGGAGAAAUUCUUCAGAUUGUAAACAGAGAAGAUCCAAAUUGGUGGCAGGCUAGCCAUGUAAAAGAGGGAGGAAGCGCUGGUCUCAUUCCAAGCCAGUUCCUGGAAGAGAAGAGAAAGGCAUUUGUUAGAAGAGACUGGGACAAUUCAGGGCCUUUUUGUGGAACCCUAAGUAGCAAAAAAAAGAAAAAGAUGAUGUAUCUCACCACCAGAAAUGCAGAAUUUGACCGUCAUGAAAUCCAGAUCUACGAGGAGGUAGCCAGAAUGCCUCCCUUCCAGAGAAGGACAUUAGUAUUAAUAGGAGCUCAAGGUGUGGGACGAAGAAGCUUGAAAAACAGGUUCAUAGUAUUGAAUCCCACUAGAUUUGGAACCACGGUGCCAUUUACCUCAAGGAAACCACGGGAAGAUGAAAAAGAUGGCCAGGCAUACAAGUUCGUGUCGCGGUCUGAGAUGGAAGCAGAUAUUAAAGCUGGAAAGUACUUGGAACAUGGGGAAUAUGAAGGAAAUCUCUAUGGAACCAAGAUUAACUCUAUCCUUGAAGUUGUCCAAACUGGCCGAACUUGCAUUUUGGAUGUCAACCCACAAGCCCUGAAGGUGUUGAGGACAUCGGAGUUCAUGCCCUACGUUGUCUUCAUCGCUGCUCCGGAGCUGGAGACGUUGCGCGCCAUGCACAAAGCUGUGGUGGACGCUGGCAUUGCUACCAAGCUUUUGACGGACUCUGACUUGAAGAAAACAGUGGAUGAAAGUGCACGAAUUCAGAGAGCAUACAACCACUAUUUUGAUUUGAUCAUCGUAAACGACAAUCUAGACAAAGCCUUUGAGAAACUACAAACUGCCAUAGAGCACCUGAGGAUGGAGCCACAGUGGGUCCCCAUCAGCUGGGUGUACUGAUGAGUCAGUAAGGUUCACAAUUAAAACGCAGCUUUUAGAAAGUGACGACAGCAAAUAAACUUACUCCUGGGAAAACGCGUGCACGGAGAAGGUGUCUGCAAGGCCAGGCCUUUUUACCGUAGAUUGAAACGCCAGUACACUCUUCCGAAUUUUUAUAGACAGUGUGGCUGGGAAGGGGUACUAAUAUAUAAUUUAUCUUAAUUUUUCUAACUUUUUAUGGACAAUCUAUUCAUAUCACAUAAAAGAAAUGCGUUGAAGCAUUUUGUAUAUGU